AUGGCAAGCAUGGCUGCAGUUCUGACCUGGGCUCUGGCUCUCCUUUCAGCAUUUUCAAUCUCCCAGGCACAGAAAGGCUUCUGGGACGACUUCAGCCAGAGCAAUGGGGACAAAGUCAGGGUGGAGCAGACCCAGCAGCAGAAGCUGGCACAGGAGCCCACGAACCCGAAAGACAGCUUUGAACAAGACUUCAAAAAUAUGGACAGGUUCUUGGAAAAGCUGGGCUCUCUGAGUGAGCAGGGAAGAGAGCCUCCCAGACUCCUACAAGACCAGGUGGGCAUGCGGCAGCAGCUGCAAGAGGAGCUGGAGGAGGUGAGGGCGCGCCUGGAGCCCUACAGGGCGGAAGUGCACGAGCGCGUGGGUUGGAACCUGGAGGGGCUGCGGCGGCAGCUGAUGCCUUACACCACGGACCUGAUGGAACAGGUGGCCCUGCGCGUACAGGAGCUGCAGGAGCAGUUGCGCUUAGUUGGAGAGGACACCAAGGCCCAGGUGCUGGGAGGCGUGGACGAGGCGCGGGGCUUGCUGCAGCAACUACAGAAACGCGUAGCGCACCACGCCGGCCGUAUGAAGGCGUUGUUCCACCCUUACGCCGCGCGCCUGAUGACCGGCAUCCGGCACCACGUGCAGGAGCUGCACCGCAGCGUGGCGCCGCACGCUGCAGCCAGCCCCGCGCGCCUCAGCCGCUGCGUGCAAGUGCUCUCACGCAAGCUCACGCUCAAGGCCAAGGCCCUGCAUGCGAGCAUCCAGCAGAACCUAGACCAGCUGCACGAAGGGCUCAGCGCCUUUGCCCGCGCGGGCACGGACGGCGCGGAGGAAAGGGCCGACCCGGACCCCUACGUCCUGUCCCAGGAGGUGCGCCAGCGACUCCAGGCUUUCCGCCACGACACCUUCCUGCAGAUUGCGUCUUUCACCCGCGCCAUCGACCAGGAGACCGAGGAGGUCCAGUUGCAGCUGGCACCGCCCCCUCCAGGCCACAGCGCCUUUGCCCCAGAGUUCCUCCAAGAGGAGAGCAGUAAGGUCCGGAGCAAACUGCAGGCCCGUCUUGAUGACCUAUGGGAAGACAUAAACUUUCAUGACCAUGACCAUGACCAUGACCUUGGCCAUCUGGAGGAGCCCUGA
Messenger RNA from Pteropus alecto (black flying fox), 1119 nucleotides. RefSeq names its product apolipoprotein A5 (gene APOA5). The coding region runs from base 1 to 1119 and encodes 372 amino acids. Lineage: Eukaryota; Metazoa; Chordata; Mammalia; Chiroptera; Pteropodidae. Gene Ontology annotation, biological process: very-low-density lipoprotein particle remodeling; triglyceride homeostasis; cholesterol efflux. Gene Ontology annotation, molecular function: phosphatidylcholine-sterol O-acyltransferase activator activity; phospholipid binding; cholesterol binding. The transcript has 3 exons. Gene Ontology annotation, cellular component: chylomicron; extracellular region; blood microparticle. The record is from RefSeq and is a predicted model, not a curated record.